AGUUUUACAUUUGCAUAUUCAUGUGACAACUUUAUCACUUUAAUCUUCCAUGCGUUUUACUUAAUAAUUUAUUUGCUGUUUAUUAUUUUUGUUUUACUGUCUUUUUUAUUUAUUCAUCAUCAUAUCGCUUAGCAAUAUUAUAAUAUUUGUUUUUAUCACAAUAAUCAUUAUUGUCUUUUUAAUAAAUGUAUUUCCAUUUACAGCUUGUAAAGCGUUUUAAGCUGCAUUUAUUAUAUAAUUAACGUGAUAUAAAGUUAUUAUUCUAUAAAUCUAAUAUUAAUGCUAAUAAUUAUAACGCUGCUAUUAUUACUAUUACUCCUACUACUACUAAUAAUAAAAUUAUUAUUAUUAUUAUUCACACAACUCAGUAUAAUAAGAGAAUUUCACUUAAUCGAGUCCUCUUGGGCGAUGGGUUGUGCGCAUGCUCAGUGCAACGCACCUGCUCAACAGAGUAGGGCGCGUCCCCGACGGCCCGAGCGCGCCACCGUCCAAAAAUCUGUGGGCGCGCUCUUUAUGGCAAGUCUCAAAAGAAAGGGGGGAGCAGUAGCACGUGAACGCGCCGUAGUUGUCAGGGACGGACGGGGUGCAGCUGGGAAAAACACACACAUGCGCGCGCGCACACACACACAUACACACUCUCUCUCUCUCUCUCCAUCUCUUUCGCUCUCUCUCUCGCGCGCGCAUGAGCAUAUACGGCGAAACGAUACGACGGCUUACCGACGGAGGAAACAAGGCAGCAGCCUUCGUCAUGACGGUGACACCGCCCGCGCGCCGUUAAAAAAACAAAACAAAACAAAAAAACCGUGAAGCAUGCCGCGCGACUCGGGCACCUUUUGUUCGUUUCCCGGAAACCCUGGCGCGCGAGGGGAAUAAAAAUGGAGCGGUAGGGGGACCAAGACGAGGCGCGAUUAACGCGCGCGUCCACCUGCUGCUACACACUCACAUAUACACACACCGGGGGGAAACGGUCAGAGCUUGCUCGCUCGCGCGCACGCAAGAGAGAGAGAGACACCCCGUGAGGAAGAGAUAAACAUGCUAACAAGCUGAGCGCAGAGAAGGAAGAAGAAGUCCAUAUAACGUUAAGGACGGAACGAACCCAAGACGGGAAGAUCAGACAGUAAGAAUGACGUUUAUGCAGUGCAGAAUUUCUCCAGAUUGAUGGAUGUCCUACAGGAGUCGCGAUUUGCAGGGCCCGAGUGCUGCCCCAGUCCUCCUAACACCACAGACAAUGACUCGCAUGAUCAUCUCCCUGACAAGUCGCAUGUUCUGACGCACUGUGACUCCACCGAACCUCCACUUCUAUCCCCACCCACCCUGGAUUCCUCCAGUCAGACAGCUGAAGUUCCCUUCAGUGUGACAGACCUGCACGAUGACUCUGUCUCCAAAGCCACCUCUCUCUCCUCUCUCUCAUCAUUCUCUUCUCUCUCCUCCCUCUCAUCCCUCACUUGCUCCAAGCCCGUGAGUCCCUGGUCCAUGCCUCAGAGCUGUGACAGACCAUCCCUUUCUAGCAUGGAUUCUGGGGGAGGUGACUGCAUAAGUUGUCUACUUCCUAAGAACCAAUCGUGCGAGUCCGUUCUUGGGUUAACUUCCGAUUUCCAGUCCUGCCCUUCCUCCAACCUCAGCAUGCAGUGCCUCGGCUCUGCCACCACCACUAUCCGCUAUGGCGACCAAGUGCUAUCUGAUCAGUUGCUCAGUGGACCCACCCAUACAGCUGGAAUGAAUGAAAAUGCAGAAGAAGGCAAGUCAAUGCGAGAGAGCGAAUCAGAUGAUGAUCCGACCUCUAGAAGUAUAUACGAGAGCUUGGGGGAGGAGGCUCAAGACUGGAGCUGCCUGGAGUCCCUGAUCAGCGAGAGCCGAAUGGAACUGUUAGACUUGUGUUCUCGCAGUGAGCUGGCAGUCAAUCUGUUUUGCGAGGAAGAUGUGGAAAACUACAUGUUCCAGGACGAGGAGUCGACUCUGGGUACUGAUGUCUGUUCACUCAAAAUUCGCUACGAGUCCUACCCGGAUGUGGUGCAAGAACGGACUGAGGUCUCCCUGCAAGAUGAAUCCCAACUAGGCUUUUUUCCCACUCUACCUUGUAGCAGAACGGAAAGUUUGCAAGACAAGAUGGACCAGUCAAGCGAGGACAAAGUAGAGGCCCCAACAACCCCCAACAGCAAUUUUCUUUUUGACCUCAGCAACUCACCUGAGGAUUCUGGCGAGUUCAGUGAUGACAGCUACUGCACAGGCUCAUCCCCUGACACCUGGCAAGCUCAACAACCCCAUGGACAACUGUCCAGGGAGAAUUCUAGCUCCUCCAGCCAGCUCAGCUACCGCCUUCGUGCCAAGAGGAAGGUUGCUUUCCGAGAAGACUACCUAUAUGACGUGGACUCCAUAGAGAGUGAGAGGAAUGCAGAAAAGCGCAAGAAGCUGUCGGUUGGACCGAAGAAAGAGUGGGAUGAUGACUGGUGCCCAAAGAAGCGGCGCCGGUCUUGUCGAAAGGAGCCACCGGUCAUCAUUAAAUACAUCAUUAUCAACCGCUUUAAAGGUGAGAAGCACAUGCAAGUGAAGUUGAGUAGAGUGGAACCUUCAGUCACAACGGUGAAUCUAAAUCCAGAUACCUUACUGCACUAUGAAAAACUGGCACCUCUGAAGGCCUACUGGCAGAAGAAGGAAAAGGAACAGCAGGAGCAGAACUCCUUAGCAGCUGCAGACAAAACCAAACGCCUCAAUGGCUGCAAAAGGCCACCGAGCACUACCCCUAAACGCAAACAAAGGAGCGCAAGACUCAGGAUUCAACGGGUCCCUGCUGUAGAGACUCUAAUCCCCAGCCAAACUGCUGCUGCCUUGUGUAACAAUCAACAAGAAAUGGCUGACUCAGUAAAAAGCACAGAAGACCUACAAGGGGCCGCAACACAUGAUGCCUUGGACAAAGUAGAGACAGGUAAAACUACACACCCAGCCAGGGCUAAGAGCAGAACUGAAGAGAGAGAGGAGAGGAGAAAACUAGAUAAAACAGUGAAGAUAAAGAAAUUCAAAAGUGAAGCCAGACUGAGGGCUAAAAAGCUACAUGAAGCACAGAAAGAGGAAAACCUCACUGCCUCUGAACUUACAGAGUUAAGUUCUUGUUUACCUGAAAACCUUAGUGACUCUUUGGAAAGUAAUCUUCUCACAAACGAGACCUCGGUUGAAAAAUGCACUUUGACUCCCGCUGCCCCGGGGACUAAUGAGAAUGUGGACCUCCUGCCUGGUGGAUAUCUACAGACUCUUCUGGAAGCUUCUGAUUCUUCCAGCAGUGCCAAUGUCACAUAUUUUUCUACAGACCAGCAGCAGACAGGGUUGCUACCAGUUGCAGCCCCUCUGCAACCAGUUCAAACUUGUGUACUCUCCCCUCCCUCGGAAUCUGAGCUCCCACAUUCACCCCAGCCUCUCAAUCAUAUCCCACACCAGACAUCGUUCCCUGAGACCGACCACCCUGAACAAAGCUACCCUGUCAACUGGCCUUCCCAACCCACAGUUGAGCAGCUUUCAUUCUCUCCCGACAUCCCAACUCAGUCCCCAGUCAUGCCGUCGGGCUUUCCCAGGCCAAUUCCUGUACUAGCAGGGGAUGGCACAACAGUGACAGGGUAUAGCCAGGUACCACUGGGUACCACAGGUACCUGCAGGAUGGCAUUUGAAGAACCACUCUUGCCAGAACCCCACUCGGAUACCGAUUAUGGGCGUAGUCCGGUGGGAUCACGAGUUGAAAAUGGCAUGGGCCGACUCGUCAGCUUUAACUCUCUGGGAUCUCUUUCUGCAGCUUCAAGCAACUAUAGUUCUCUUAGCCUCAGAGAUGGUGAAAGAGAAAGAGAAGAGGAGAUGAGCGAGAUCAGCGACGGUUUCCUCUCACAUUGCAGCCCUCAGCUAGUUCUGCAGCAGAGCCUUGAAGAGAUCACUCCACUUCGAGAGUCCACCGACUUGCUUGACAUAUCAAACUUCACCCCUGACAAGUUCCGGCAUUCCUCCUUGUCUGAAAUGUCCCCACCUGACACACCUAGCCCCUCACCACAGCUGCUGGGGAACUGUGGCAAGGGGGGAGGGUUUCUAGAAGGUGCAGGGGCUAAUGUGAGGUGGAGCUGCAGCACUGUCCCACAAGUCGAGCAAGAUGCAGCACAAAACACACACCUCUUACAGACUUUCACUGAGGAGGAGGAUGAAGGAGGGCUUCAAGGACUUAAGAAGUCUAAAAAGAAGGGAGGAAAGAAUGGACAAAGCACCAAAAAGACCAAAACUCCCAAGGUGGCUAAAGGUGAGAGGGUUAAGCUCCCAAAACAGGGUUCACAUUCUGCUAAGAAAAUCAAGGCAUUACUAGAGGGGAAAGCAGCUAAAGGUGAGAGGAAAUCAGAUAGCGGCGCUCCUUCUCCAACCCCGUCCCUGAACAUGAUAGGGGUUCCGGGGGACUGGCCAAAUGCCGGAGCUCUAUCAGACGAUGAUCAGGGUGAGUUCCAGGAGCCAUCGAACAUCCUGUCCAAUAUAGUCUCCGGGAUGGCGGAGGUGCAACGCUUCAUGCGGGCCUCAGUAGAACCACUUUGGGGGCCUUGUCUGUCACCAGGGCAGCAUGCUCUCCAAAGCCAAACACUGAAAAUUCUUGGUAGCAGUGCUGACCUUAAGAAACGGGGCAGUGCAUCAGGGGCAAGUAAGGGGAAGAAAGGGACAGGGCGGGAUGGUAAGACCUCAUCGAAACUUCUUGCACCCGGCUUCUUCCCUCCUAUCGGUUUGGAUUGCCUCCCGCUUCCUCACCGGCCCGCUCACAAAAAGAUGUACCGCCACAAAAGCACCACAAAGUUUGCCCGUGAUGAACUUUUAGCGGGUAAAAGGGACAUUAAAGGAGUUGCACUGGCAGCUUUGGUAGAGAAACAGAGGUAAUAUUUUCUUUUUGCAAAUUACCCACGUCAAUCCCCGUUUCCUGUCAAAUCCUUCUGAGCCACCACCACCACACACAUUUCAGAGCUGCAUGACACUGACUUUACCCACAGUCCUUUGCCUGCCCCACAGGAAAGUGGGUGCACCCUGCAUGACAGCCCUGCUAAGCUACCUAAUGACUAAGUGGAGUCACUGUAUCACAGCUGCAUCGAUCUGCCAUUUGCUGCUUUGUUGCAUUUUUUAAUCACUUUAUUUUUUUGAUCAUAUUUUUAAAGAGACAAUGCCUUGAAAGCCACCUUAAAGCAUACGCUGGUGUAGUAUUACAUUUGGGGGUUUUGUUUUCUUCUCUCCAUCACAGGUCAAGUGCUAUAAGUGUUCAAUCUGUGUGCUAACGCCGUUGUUUAAAACAAGGACAUCACCUUGCAAAAUGGUUGCCUUCUGUUGUUCAGGGGUCAAAGGUCGUUUUUUUUGUUGUUGUUGUUGUUUUUUUUUUAGUAUUCCCCUCGUUAAGAGUAUUCCAGUGUUACUGUGCCAACCAUUUGGAAAGAUGGAUUCGGAAAACUCCACGGGUAGCGCAUAAUUAGAAAAGGACAUCCUACUUUUGUAUAAGACACUUGUGUCUUAAUGUAAUAGUUGUCUUUAGUAUUACGUUUACUUAUGGUUUGCGUAUUGAGGGUUUGGUCACCGGUGCCAUAGGCUGACUCGAGUCCUCUCUGCCAGUAUCGAAAUGCUGUUGUACAGGAACAUAUGCACUAUUUACAAAAUAAGAUUAUAUCAAACAUGUUUAAAAUUAACGUGCCAAAAUAUGAACAAUUAAGUGUACAGAACAUUUUUAUCUACAUAAUGAAUAUUUGCUGUUUUUUAAUGUGGUGGUGGUUGUGGGAAUGUAUGUGUGCGGUCUCGGGGUGGGUUGGAGAAUAAUUUUGGAUUUUACUGUUGUUACAUAUGCAGACAUCGGUUUGUGGAGUCUUCUGUACAACCUGGGAGAACGAUAUCAUUGUUUCGUUUUGUUUUUUUUUCUCCACUGUUUUGUUUCGAUAUUACACGCUUAGUGGGUUGCAAAAAGAAAGAAAGCCACUGAGCAGAAGAGAGAAUAAAGAGGAAGAGUUGUAACAUUGUAACUACGCAUGUGCCAAAUAUUAAUCAUUUAACAUCUUAUCACAGUUUACGAUAUCAUGAUCUGUAAAAGACAUGACUACAUGUACUUUAUUUGUACCUGUUUUCAUAGGGCAGCAUCUUAAACGUAUACGAAGAAAUCACAUUUUGGGAAUUUAAGCCAACAGAAUCGUGCUAGCUAGUAGGGAUUGACAUAAUUAUCAUAUCUCGUAUUAUAUACUUGAAGACCUUUUCACGACACACGAUAUGAAUCGCCAACACAGUGCCAAUAAAACAGUAGUGCCAAAUU
This is a messenger RNA of Ictalurus furcatus (blue catfish), 6286 nucleotides long. RefSeq names its product neurite extension and migration factor a (gene nexmifa). Gene Ontology annotation, cellular component: nucleus. NCBI's taxonomy places the organism in Eukaryota, Metazoa, Chordata, Actinopteri, Siluriformes, Ictaluridae. The transcript has 3 exons. The coding region runs from base 1159 to 4884 and encodes 1241 amino acids. The record is from RefSeq and is a predicted model, not a curated record. Gene Ontology annotation, biological process: negative regulation of cell-matrix adhesion; negative regulation of cell adhesion mediated by integrin; negative regulation of neuron migration.